Messenger RNA from Eublepharis macularius, 3132 nucleotides. RefSeq names its product methyl-CpG binding domain protein 3 (gene MBD3). Gene Ontology annotation, molecular function: DNA binding. The record is from RefSeq and is a predicted model, not a curated record. The transcript has 7 exons. Bases 347 to 1213 code for a protein of 288 amino acids. NCBI's taxonomy places the organism in Eukaryota, Metazoa, Chordata, Lepidosauria, Squamata, Eublepharidae.
GAGAGGCGGCGGGGCGGGUAAAAGGAACAGCGCCCCCUGCUGCAGGAAGAGGGAGGACGAGGUGAACUGCUCGCUGGAAGGAAGAGCCGACGCGACGUUCCAGUCCUAGCCGAGGGAGGCGCUCGGGAACAGCCGGGCCUUGGCAGGCAGCAGCAGUGAGAGCUCGCUAGCCAGGAAGCUCACCCGCUAGCCACCCACCGGAGGUGGCAAUCAGCCUGCCCGCUAGCCAGGAGCGCCAGCCAGCCAGCCAGCCACCGCAGCCCUGGCUGCAAGAGACCUUGGACCCAGCAGGCAGGCCGGAGGAGGCGGCGGCUGGAGCGAACCGGAGCCAGGCCCUGGGGAAGCGAUGGAUAGGAAGAGGUGGGAGUGCUGUGCUCUCCCCCAGGGAUGGAAAAGGGAAGAAGUGACCAGGAAAUCGGGGCUCUCCGCUGGCAAGAGCGAUGUCUAUUAUUAUAGCCCAAGUGGGAAGAAAUUCCGGAGCAAGCCACAGCUGGCUCGCUAUUUGGGAAGCUCCAUGGAUCUGAGCAGCUUCGAUUUCCGGACGGGAAAGAUGCUUAUGAGCAAGAUGAACAAGAACCGGCAGCGGAUGCGUUACGACUGUUCCAGCCAAGCUAAGGGUAAACCUGAUUUGAACACAGCACUCCCCGUCCGACAGACAGCUUCAAUCUUCAAACAGCCAGUCACCAAGAUCACUAACCACCCUAGUAAUAAAGUGAAGACAGACCCGCAAAAAGCAGUUGACCAACCUCGGCAGCUCUUCUGGGAAAAGAAAUUAAGUGGUCUUAAUGCCUUUGACAUUGCUGAAGAGCUGGUGAAGACGAUGGAUCUUCCGAAAGGUUUGCAAGGUGUGGGGCCUGGCUGCACCGACGAGACCCUCCUUUCCGCCAUUGCCAGUGCCCUUCACACCAGCACGAUGCCCAUCACUGGGCAGCUUUCUGCAGCCGUUGAGAAGAACCCUGGUGUCUGGCUGAACACCUCCCAGCCCCUCUGCAAAGCCUUUAUGGUGACUGACGAAGACAUCAGGAAACAGGAGGAGCUGGUUCAGCAGGUGCGGAAGAGGCUGGAAGAAGCACUGAUGGCAGACAUGCUUGCCCACGUGGAGGAGAUCGCAAGGGAUGGAGAAGCCCCUGCUGAGAAGCUUCAGGGAGAGGAAGAUGGGGAGGACGACGAGGAAGAGGACCUGGAUCACGGCCAAGAGAUGGAGAGUGUAUAGUCGGAGUGGCAUCAGGGAGUUUCAGCUGAGAGGUCUCACCUCAUCCCUGUCUGCACAGAGGCAAGUGUAUCUUCAGUCUACAUUGUAUACCAGCUACAUUACUUGUCUGUGUGGACGUCAUUGGCAACUGCUCGUGGAAUGCCUUGAGAAGCCGGUGGCUCAGUAGACGCAGGAUAAUUUUGAAGGAGGACUUGUAUGAUACCCGUGUAAUUUUCUCGGCCCUUUCUUUCCUUUUUCUGUCUUUUUUUUAAAAAGUAUCACAAACAGGUGGGAAGGAAAAGGGGGCUCUGCAGAAUGAUUUUAAAAGACCCGCAAAUUCCCAGAUCCGCAGUACAAACUAAGCAGGCAUCCUCACUAGUUUUGAACACCCUGGUUUUCUCUGUUUUAUGCUCAUCUGUAGCAGCAGCAGACCAUGUUGAGAUCUUUUCACAUGUUGCAGAUCUUUCUACAAAAUUCUUGUGUUCUCGUGUGACUCGGUUUUUUUUUAAAAGAUUUGUGUUUGUUUUUAAAUCCCAGAGGGUAAACAGGUGCCUUUCUGUUUGGCGUUGGGUUGGGCUGUUUUAUAUACUGGAGGAAAACGAACACACUCUGGAAUGCUCCAUGUGCACAUGGUUUUUAUGGAAGUGCUGGCGUGUCGCUUUUUGUACGCCUUGGAAAUACACAAGCAGAGAACAACUUUGUAGUCUAAAAGCGCAGAUCAGUCGGUGUUAUGAGAAUAGCAGAGGGGAGGGGAAAGAGUUUUUUUCCUGCUUCUGAGCUCUCCAAUUUCUGUUGUGUUGCAUUGAAUGGUGGGGGUGGAGGGAGAUUUUCUGUUUCCCAUAAUAAAUUUUUUUAAAAAAACCUUUAAAGAAGUGAAAAAUAUCUAACGCACACAUGAAGAAAGAGUGGAGUUAACCAGCCCAGCAGUCACAUCAUACGAAUCUUAUCGUAGGGUGUUUUGCCAUCGAUGGGGGUUUGUGUGUAUGAGUGGGUUUAACAUUGAAUACUGAUGGUGUUUGUGGAUAUUCCCCCCUUACUCAGAUCUCCCCCUCUUGAAGAAGUGAGGGAUGAGGGGUUGCAUGACUUUAUAGUAGCCUUGAGUCUUUGUGAACAUGGUUAUGUACGAUGGGGGGCAGGGUUAGACUAGGAAUUCAAGCUGGGAUGUAGUUAACUUUUCUUGCGAAAUCAGCAAAUCUUGAGGUGCAUGCAGCACCCCAAUGAUUCUUGCUAUUGUAAACUGGCACCUUUCUGUUUGGGGUUGAAGUGUUAUGACCAAAUCCUUACAAGUCAUUUAUUGAAAUGGUUUUUUAUGAUGUGUUUAGAACUUUUAAAAAUGGAUGGGUUAAGACUUCGGGGGACAAAAGAUACAAGUAGCGUGGAAUUUUAACCACCUUGGUUCUGGACUGAGAAUUGUUUCCCAGUGCAUUUGGUAGUUAGAAUCCGCCCCCCCCCCCCCAGUUUUGUUACUUGUAGUCCAUCAAGUAAAUUAGACCCACCCACCUUCCCGUGUUUGGUUUUAUUUCCCAAUGGUCAAUUCCCUGUAUGUAUUUUUUGUAGAAAACUCUGGCAAACACACAAUCCAAAGUUACAGUCUUUGUGAAUUGUAAACAAAAGAAAAGAUCAAUUUGCACUCACUAUGGGAAAGUGUAGCAUUGACAAUAAUGUGUACACGCUUUGAGAUGUGUGGGGACGCUGUUGGAUUAGUUUUCUUCAUGCUCUCUGAUCAGCUGGGCUACAGCAGACGGGCAGUUCACUAUUUUGGGAAAAACCCAGCUUCUCGCACUGCCACGUGCAGAUUUUGGAGAGUUCAAGCAUCCUUUGUAUUCCAAACACACACUCCAUUCUCUUACUGUUAAUGAAAAAUACUUUAGUUUGUGUUAGCAUCUUAAUGUACAGUUCUUGUUGGGAAUACUAGUUUUGUAAUAAAAAAUUUUUUCAUA